Dendronephthya gigantea is the source of this 574-nucleotide messenger RNA. RefSeq lists its product as uncharacterized. The transcript is spliced from 6 exons. The coding region runs from base 177 to 560 and encodes 127 amino acids. The record is from RefSeq and is a predicted model, not a curated record. Lineage: Eukaryota; Metazoa; Cnidaria; Anthozoa; Malacalcyonacea; Nephtheidae.
UGCAAUGCGAUGUAUGAAAAAAUAUAUAUACUCGUAUAUAUACGUUUACUUUCUGGUCUUUGCUAGUUUUUAAUAGUUAUUAAUUGCUCUGAGUUUUGUAAAGUCGACUCUGCUGUGAUAAUGCGCUUCUUCAAUCAUUCUGGCGACCGACAACAACAGCGAUAUAAUUUGAAACCAUGAUAUUGAAGGACAAGCAAUGGAGGCCACAUGCUUGGCAGUGCUCUGUUGUUGGGGAGCUUGUUGAAAUGUUCUGCCUGACUGCAAGUGUUGUCCACCAUUUUGCUGUGUUUGGUGAUAAGAAGGACUAUAUAGUUUUAAAAGUGAGACAUGAUAAUAUAAUAAGUACCAGAGUAUUCAAGAAAUUGUUAACCAAGCCACUUACAGGGGCAGGCUCAUUUUUUCUUUCUGAUUCAUUGGUGCUACCACACAAGAACUAUGCAAGACAUGGUUCAAGUCCAUCUCAUUUGGAUGUAAUAUGGUAUAUACAGAAGUUAUUGCCUGAUCAGAUGUUGCAUUAUCCCCAGAAUCUUCACUUUCAUGAAUUGGCCAUUCAAGAUUGAAUUUAUCUGCUCAU